Neltuma alba is the source of this 1583-nucleotide messenger RNA. RefSeq names its product origin of replication complex subunit 4-like. Gene Ontology annotation, biological process: DNA replication initiation; DNA replication. The transcript has 16 exons. The record is from RefSeq and is a predicted model, not a curated record. Gene Ontology annotation, molecular function: ATP binding; DNA replication origin binding; ATP hydrolysis activity. Lineage: Eukaryota; Viridiplantae; Streptophyta; Magnoliopsida; Fabales; Fabaceae. Gene Ontology annotation, cellular component: nucleus; nuclear origin of replication recognition complex. The coding region runs from base 230 to 1489 and encodes 419 amino acids.
UUUUGAUAUGUGGACCCACACCCUACCACCGCACAAUCCAGCCUUCUCUUUUGUUUGCUUCAUUCCGUCCUUUUGAAUUAUGUUUAUCUGCUAGCUAUUUAGUUAUUGUUUGAAUUUUUGGGUAGCGAUUAGCCACUGAACAGGGUUACUAGGGUAGUGAUUAGCUAGUGAACUAGCCAGCCGAAACUUAAUUACCGGUAAUUCGCUCGCAUUUCGAGUAUCGGAACCGAUGGGGCGAGAAAGUCACAAAAUGAAGGCAUUAAGCCUUCUGAGAAGUAGAAUCUGUGACCCCAAAUUUGUAUUCAAGCCUCUCCACGAUUCUCCGGACAGCAACUACAGUAAACUGAAAUUCAUGAUAUCAAGUUCAAUUACUGAGGCAUGCAAUAAUUCUAUUCUGCUCCUUGGUCCCCGUGGCUCUGGGAAAUCUGCGGUUCUGGAGCUUGUUGUUGGAGAUUUAUUGGUGGAGUAUCCGGACAUGAUUUCAGUGAUCAAGUUGAGUGGGCUUUUACAUAGCGAUGACAACUGUGCAUUAAAGGAAGUAGCUAGGCAGUUAUGCAUGGAGCAUCAAUUGCAAUUCUCAAAAGCGGCAUCGUUUGACGACAACUCUCAAUUCAUGGUAGCAAUGCUAAAGGAGUGUGGAUUAGCACAUAAAACAAUUGUAUUUAUUCUGGAUGAGUUUGACCAGUUUGCCCAGGGUAAGCAGAGGUUGCUUUAUAGCUUGCUGGAUGCUAUGCAAUCAAUAACAUCACAGGCUGUUGUAAUUGGCAUUAGUUGUCGGCUGGAUGCAGAUCAGCUAUUGGAGAAAAGAGUACGAUCCCGUUUUUCACAUAGAAAGUUAUUGUUCCUUCCACCUUCUACAGAAGACUCAAAGAGAAUUUUGGAGCAAGUUCUGUCAUUACCAGUGGAUUCAAGUUUUCCACAUGAUUAUGCUGUUGAAUUUAAUAGAAAGGUUCAAGAUAUUUUGGAAGAUAGGAGGUUCAAAGAAACCUUCAAUAAAUAUUUGAAUUUGGACUCCUCAAUCAAACAUUUGCUGAGGUUUCUAUUUUGUGCUGUCUCAUGUAUGGAUUUGCAGACUGGCUUUUUGACAUACGAGAACUUUGAAACGGCGUUUUCAAGUAUUCUGAGGCAACCCAAACUGGAAUGUUUAAAAAAUUGCUCCAUAUUAGAACUUUACAUCCUGGUUUGCAUGAAGAGGUUGGAAGUUAAAGAACAGACCUUGUGCAACUUCAAUUCUAUUAUGAAAGAGUAUAAAAAUGUGCACGAUUCCUUCCAGACUUCUGAUUAUUAUGCACGAAAUGUCUGCUUAAGGGCAUUUGAACAUCUUAUCAACCGUGAACUGAUAUGUUUCACAGACAGCAGAGGAUAUGGUUCAUCGGUCGAGUUCCGCCCUGUAAAGCUUUUAAUCUCUUCUGCUGAACUACACCAAGGACUAAAAGCAUAUCAUUCAUGCCCCGCUAUCCUUCACAAGUUAAUGGAUCGUGAAGGCUAAGAUGCUCCAGGGAGAUAUUUUGCGUGUUCAGUCUGAUGAGCUCAGCCUGAAGAAGGUAAAUUGUCGAUUACGUUGGUACUAGAAUUUGUCAGUU